AUGGCGUCUGCUCUCACCGUCCUCCUCCUCGAGGGGUCCUACACCAAACCCUCCAUCUCCGUCAGCCCCGGUGGGGUGAUCCCCAUGAGGGGAAACAUCACCAUCCGGUGCUGGCAUCAGCGCCUGGGAAUGAGGAUCCUCCUCUACAAGGAUGGAGCUGGGAACUAUCUGACUUACACAGACCCUGCCGGCUCUGAGGCUGAAUUUCCCAUCACCAGCGCCAGACGGGAACACGGGGGCAGCUACACCUGUCGUUAUAGCAACAGAUCAGUACGAGCUGCCUACUCGGAGCCCAGUGACCCUGUGCAGAUCAUUGUAGCAGAGCCCAGCUACCCCAAACCCAACAUCUCCCUGCACCCCAGUGAGCAGGUCGCCCUGGGGGGAGCCGUGACCAUCCGGUGUGAGUGUCGGUGUCGGGGAGCGAGGUUCCUUCUGAGUAAAGAUGGAGACCUGGACGCACGGCGCUCGAUGGAGCCUGCAGGGGACAUGGCUGAGUUUCCCAUCCGCAACGUGAAUCGGAGAGACGCAGGGAGCUACAGCUGCCAAUAUAGCACCAAGUGGGACCCGCCCGUCUGGUCAGAGCCCAGCGACCCCGUGGAGCUGGUGGUAGCAGGGGGAACUGACCCGACUCAGCCGGGAAAAGCGCCGGCUCCCACCCGCCCAGGCACCGUGGGGCCAGAGCCCAGGAACCCCAAACCCAACAUCUCCCUGCACCCCAGCGAGCGGGUCGCCUUGGGGGGAGCCGUGACCAUCCGGUGUGAGUGUCGGUGUCAGGGAGCGAGGAUCUUUCUGAGUAAAGCUGGAGACCCGGACGCACUGCGCUCGAUGGACCCCGUGGAGGAUGUGGCUGAGUUUCCCAUCCGCAACGUGAGCCGAGGAGAUGCAGGGAGCUACAGCUGCCGAUAUAGCACCAAGUGGGACCCGCCCGUCUGGUUGGAGCCCAGCGACCCCGUGGAGCUGGUGGUAGCAGGGGGAUCAGAACUGCCGGCACCUCUGGAUUUGACCCACACCAUCAUCACCGGGAUGAGUGUGGCGGCCGCUGGCCUCUUCCUCCUUCUCGUGGUCUUUGUCUGCUACAGAAGAACCGGAGGAAGGAAAGGACCAGCCCUGAGACAGAGCAGGCAGUGGGCGGCUGCGCAGGCUCUAGCGUCCCAGCCCCAGGAGCCCAACCCCGGCGCUGAGGAACUCACCUACACUGAGCUGGGCCGCCAGGCCCUGCAGGCCAAGCCGGGGGGCUCGGCCCCUGCCCCCGAGCCUGUCGUUUACGCCACCAUCAACGUGAGCCGGGGGCCCGAUGGGCAAAGCCCCCAGGGUGCAGGUUGCCCUCCACCCGUCUCCGUAACGUGA
Molecule: messenger RNA, 1347 nt
Organism: Mauremys mutica (yellowpond turtle)
Lineage: Eukaryota; Metazoa; Chordata; Testudines; Geoemydidae
Product: leukocyte immunoglobulin-like receptor subfamily B member 3
Exons: 8
Coding region: 1-1347 (448 amino acids)
Source: RefSeq, a predicted model, not a curated record